GACAUCCGUUGUCUUAAUUUCGGUUAUAAAUAAGCGCUAGUAUGAUAAUGUUGGUUGACCUUAAUUAAAUGUUAGUAUAAAUGUAUUUAGUAAUGAAGCACUUAAGCAUUGUUUUAAGUAAUUAGUACAUUCGUCUGAACGCUAGAUGGUUUACAAAUAGAUUGUGUCAUCAGUAUACAAUGACUAUGAUUGAACGUGUUGAUUGAUGAAAACUAAAACUCAACUAAUUAAAAUAACAAAAGGAUUUUACAUAUUUGUCUGUGCAAUCAUUUUGCAUAUGAAAUAAAGAAAUAGUCGGAGAUGUGAUCCUGGUGUAACACAUCUGUUAAAAGACAACCAGAUUAACAUAUUUAACCAAAAUGAUAUGCUAGAUUCUAUGAAGAAGUUUCUGGGAUGUUAAUAAAAUAACUGUAACAAGAUUGUCUAUCAAGUACAUACAUCACUAUUGAGUAAGGAAUUUGUUGAUCUCUGGGAAUAUAUCAAGAUGAAAGACAAGGUUGUUGAGAAGAAUGUGGACUAUCCUGAAAAUCCUCCAUGGACAAUGUUCUUUGAUGGACCUUUGUAUCAGGAAUACGAUAAAUUCAUGAAAACUAAAGAUUUUUCGCAGAUUUUACUUAACACCAAGUUGAGGCUAGCAAACAACUCACAAAGUCCAGAAGCCAUCAAUCCUGCCUACACUCUAGACGAUGAACACUGGGAGAAGCAACAAGACGUUGAUCCAACCGGCAGCACUUACCAGUAUGUUUCGGAAGACUAUUACCAAAGAAUAAGCGAGGAUGAAAAACGUCGUACACGGAGAACUCGUGCAUUUAUCAUCAUCAGCCUAGUCAUCAUGGCGGCUCUUGCCUUCGGAACUGCCUUGGUCAUUCACUUCGUCUUCAUAGAGCCGUUGGAUACACCAAAACACUCUCUAAACGUGUCUUCUUUCGGUAACGUAACCUCUACUGACCAACCAGGACUUACCACGCCGGUCCCUAUGGAAAAGCAAACAGAACAGAAGCCAUUACAACUUGAGGAUUUACUGAAAGUUCCCGAUCACAGUCCCCACGACCACAGACCCCAUGAUCACAGCCCCCAUGACGACAGUACACACGACCAUAUACUUAAUCCUGUUGGUAAAAUAUUUGAUGACCAAUUUUCAGCUGUGACAGAAAUUACUACUACUGAAACUCCUGUAACAUCCACCAUGUCAACUUCUACAACUUCGAUAUCAACAACGACACUGACCUAUCUAUUACAUUUGAAUCCGUACUCAGGCUCGGACGGAGAUCACGUACACAUGCAUCCCAAGGACAAGAGUAAAUUAAUCACGACAACACGAGUCACUUCAGUUAUAAAGAAAGCGAAGAAAAAACCCACAUCUACCACAUUGAUUGAUCAUAUAGACUUUUUCGGAAUGGACGAUUCAGCUUCUACAACACAGUCCAUGAACACAACUCUUUCCGAUGCUGAUUUCUUUGGCAUAGAUGAAUACUAUUACGAUGAAACAACUAUUUCCAAACCUGAAACAAGUCCACAAGUAACAUCUAAAACACCUUCAGUAACAACAGCUUCUAAUGCUGCAACAUCUACAGUUAAUUCAUCAGGUUCUCUAACUUCUAGUGUGUCAACUCAUUCUGGUCAUGAUUCUUUAUUAAAGAAGAAUACGACAGAAGAAACAACGUCUAAACCAAAAAUAUCUUCCAUUGUUGAAGUCACAAUAGUACCAUAGUGUACCAUAGGUCUUGUAGACUUUCUGUAUAUAAAAUCUUCCAGUAUGUAAAUAUGUAUUUUGCUUUUAAAAAGGUCAAACAUCUUUCAAAAACUACCAGAAUUAAGACCAAUCCAAUAGAAUUGUAAGUUAUGAUGUCAAAAAUAUAUAUUAAGCUUCUUUUCAGAAAAAAGAGAGUACAUUUUGUUCACAUUUAGGUUUGAUAAGAAACAAAUCGAAAGACAAGGUAGAUAAAAUUUCGAAUAUUUUUUCAUUCUAAUGUAUGUAGCCUAUGCUUAAUGAUUGUCCUUCCGUCCAUUAGGCCAUACAAAGUAGUUUUCGCUAUCGAGUAUGGACCACGGACAUAUCACCAGUCAUCCACUUAAAGGGUUAUUUUUAGGCAAACAGCGGUUAUGUACCACCGUGCAUUUCCACAGGAGAAAAGAUAUACAGUGUAUUUCGAGCCGAAGAGAGGUCACUGUAAAGUGGCAAAUGAGAACAUAUACAUACAGUAACCAGAGACAAUGAGUUACAAGAAUUUGACGAAUGCAAUAGCCGAGA
Ruditapes philippinarum (Manila clam) is the source of this 2251-nucleotide messenger RNA. RefSeq names its product mucin-3A-like. The transcript has 6 exons. The record is from RefSeq and is a predicted model, not a curated record. NCBI's taxonomy places the organism in Eukaryota, Metazoa, Mollusca, Bivalvia, Venerida, Veneridae. Bases 485 to 1711 code for a protein of 408 amino acids.